AUGUCAGGAAAAAGAAAGAAUCCCGAGGAAGCAGCUCUAUUUUUCUUACCAUCGAAUGGAAAACACGCGGGAAAGGAAAUUGCAGAACUCUUCAAGAACGCUUUUGCAGAACAUGAUUUGAAUGAGAAAAUUGCUGGUAUUACAGUGGAUAAUGCCUCUGCAAAUACAACGUUUAUGAGAGAAUUGUCGCAUUUAAUACCGAAUUUCGACUGCAUUGAUCAACACUUCAGGUGCUACGCUCACGUUUUAAAUUUAAGCGUUCAGGACAUGUUGAAAGUAUUGAAAAUAGAUUCAAUUAAGAACAUAGAAGGAAAAGAUGAUUUUGAAGACAAUGAAGAUGCAGAGGAGGAAGCAAGAAAAGAGAUAAUAGAAGAAGACGAUGAAAAUGCAACAGAUGAGACAAAUCUUGAAUUCCCACUAUUUAGACUUCGAAAAUUAUUUAAUAUACUUAAGUAUUCUGAGCAGUGUAAAGAAAAAUUAACAAGAUGCUGUGACAUUGUUGAAGAGAGAAUGCUACAACCUUCUAUGGACGUUUCCACACGUUGGAAUUCAACGUACGAUAUGAUCGCAACUGGAACAAAGAUGCAACGUGCCAUAAGUUUACUUUGUCAAAAUAAUUUAAAGUUGAGAAAGUAUUUUUUAUCUGAGUAUGACUGGGAACUGUUGAAAAAUGUCAACGAAUAUUUGGUUCAUUUCAAAAUUCUUUCUCAAGCACUUUCUGGUGAGAAGUAUAUUACACUUCCUUUGGUAGUAAUCGGCUUAAAUAUGCUUGUUGAUCGAAUUGAAGAGUCAAUUAAAGAGUUGAUAGAAAAAAUGGACCAGAGUGAAAUCGAUGCAGUCAUAGUAAAAGCUUUAAAAGCUGCAAGGGCAAAGCUGAUGAAACAUUACGAGAAAAGUAAUUAG
Messenger RNA from Leptopilina heterotoma, 903 nucleotides. RefSeq lists its product as uncharacterized. The transcript has 2 exons. Lineage: Eukaryota; Metazoa; Arthropoda; Insecta; Hymenoptera; Figitidae. Gene Ontology annotation, biological process: regulation of transcription by RNA polymerase II. Bases 1 to 903 code for a protein of 300 amino acids. Gene Ontology annotation, cellular component: nucleus. The record is from RefSeq and is a predicted model, not a curated record.